Molecule: messenger RNA, 1683 nt
Organism: Emericellopsis cladophorae
Lineage: Eukaryota; Fungi; Ascomycota; Sordariomycetes; Hypocreales; Bionectriaceae
Exons: 3
Coding region: 1-1683 (560 amino acids)
Biological process (GO): regulation of protein catabolic process; ubiquitin-dependent protein catabolic process
Cellular component (GO): proteasome regulatory particle, lid subcomplex; proteasome complex
Molecular function (GO): enzyme regulator activity
Source: RefSeq, a predicted model, not a curated record
AUGCCUGGCAAAGCACCCCCCAAAAGCGACAAGGAUGCCAAAGGCGUCAGCAAGGGCAAGAAGGGCGGCAAGGAUGCUGACGAGGAGAUGACCGUCGUGGUGCCUCCCUCGAAGAAGCAGGCACAAGCCGCUGAUGGCGAUGGCGACGUCCACAUGGGCGGUGAAGAAGACAAGGUUGAGGAAGUUGACCCAGCCGUGCAGGCUGUCACAGACAUCAAGAGCAACUUUGCGCUACUGGACCGUGCCGUCGCUCUCUUCGACCCACGCUUCUCGUUGCGCGCACUUCGCUCCAUCUCGCUCAUCCGCAAGCGACUGACGCCCGACAUUAUCGCCCAAGCCAUCGCCGACAGCUUCCCUGCGACAGCUGCCAGCGCCAAGAGUGCCAAAAUCCUCCUUGCCGCCAUCGACCGUGCAGAUACACAGCUGGGCAAGUCAUCGGGGUCAGAGAUGGAAGUUGAUGGAGAUGCAAAGCCCUCAACUAAGAAUGGGUCCAAGAAAGAGGCCAAGGAUCUUAUUCCUGAGGUGGACAUCUUCCUGGGCAUCCUCAUCCAGGUCUAUCUUUUCGACUCAAAGCAGUACGCGAAGGGUGCACGGUUCUCUGAGCAGCUGACCGAUCGCAUCCAGUCGCUGAACCGACGCACGCUCGACAGUCUCUCGGCCAAGGUUUACUUCUACUUCCAGCUCUUUUGCGAGCACAUGGAGCCUCUGCCACCCUCGCCCGAGUCACCAAUUGUAGCAGUGCGGCCCAUACUACUUGCUGCCUUGCGUACGGCUGUCCUGCGCAAGGACAUUGACACACAGGCGUCGGUCAUUGUCCUGUUGUUGCGCAAUUACCUGCUUACAUCGCACAUCAACCAGGCCGACUUGUUGGUGUCGCACACCCAGUUCCCUGAGAAUGCCGUCAACAACCAAGUUGCUCGCUUCCUGUACUAUCUCGGCCGUAUCCGGGCGAUCCAGCUGCGGUACACGGAGGCGCACGAACAUCUGACGGCCGCCACGCGCAAGGCACCCGGGAGCAACUGCGCACUGGGCUUCUCUCAGACCGCCACCAAGGUGCUACUAGUUGUGGAGCUGUUGAUGGGUGACAUUCCAGACCGCUCGACUUUCCGUCAGGCGACCAUGGAGGAGGCGCUCCACCCCUACUUCCUGCUCGUACAAGCUGUGCGUGUGGGCGACAUUGAGAACUUUGAGACGACCAUUGCCGACCACGCCGACACAUUCCACCGGGACGGCACGUACAGCCUCAUCUUGCGCUUGCGCCAGAACGUCAUCAAGACGGGCAUCCGCAUGAUGUCGCUGUCGUACUCUCGCAUUUCGCUUCGUGACAUCUGCAUCCGCCUGCACUUGGGCAGCGAGGAGUCGGCGGAAUACAUUGUGGCCAAGGCCAUUCGCGAUGGUGUGAUUGAGGCUACGCUGGAUCGCGAGAAGGGUUUCAUGAAGAGCAAGGAAGUGGGUGACGUGUACGCCACGAGGGAGCCUGGUGAGGCUUUCCACGACCGCAUCAGGGCGUGUCUCGCGCUGCACGACGAGAGUGUGAAGGCUAUGCGCUUCCCCAUGAACCAGCACCGCCUUGAGCUUAAGAAUGCCCAGGAGGCGCGCGAGCGGGAGCGAGAGAUGGCCAAGGAGAUCCAGGAGGGCGAUCUGGACGAGGACGACUUGGGUGGUGACUUUGAGGGCAUGUAA